AUGCACCAUACCAGACUGCAAGCCACCAUGCACCAUACCAGACCAGGCUACCGUGCACCAUAUCAGAUCACAAGGCCACCAUGCAUCAUACCAGACUGCAAGCCACCAUGCACCAUACCAGACCACCAGGCCACCGUGCACCAUACCAUACCACCAGGCCACCGUGCACCAUACCAGAUCACCAGGCUACCAUGCACUAUAUCAGACCAACAGGCUACCAUGCACCAUACCAGACCACCAGGCCACCGUGCACCAUACUGGACUGCCACCCACCUUGCACCAGCACCAUACAAGACUGCCAGCCACCAUGCACCAUACCAGAUCACCAGGCCACCAUGCACCAUACCAGACCACCAGGCCACCAUACACCAUACCAGACUGCCACCCAUCAUGCACCAUACCAGAUCACCAGGCCACCAUGCACCAUACCAGACCACCAGGCCACCAUACACCAUACCAGACUGCCACCCAUCAUGCACCAUACCAGAUCACCAGGCCACCAUGCACCAUACCAGACCACCAGGCCAUCAUACACCAUACCAGACUGCCACCCAUCAUGCACCAUACCAGAUCACCAGGCUACCAUGCACCAUACCAGACUGCUAG
Scylla paramamosain (green mud crab) is the source of this 606-nucleotide messenger RNA. RefSeq lists its product as uncharacterized. Lineage: Eukaryota; Metazoa; Arthropoda; Malacostraca; Decapoda; Portunidae. The transcript has a single exon. The record is from RefSeq and is a predicted model, not a curated record. The coding region runs from base 1 to 606 and encodes 201 amino acids.